GAGAGAGAUUGAACACAGCGUCCGGCCCGUCGGUAGACUGACUCUCAGCCAUGUCUUCAGACGAGGAUUUUUCUCUUGUGAUGGAUAACACACAGCCGUCUGUGGAAACCUUGGAGGGAAUCAAGAAGCAAAUCACACAGUACAAGAUGCAGCAUGACCAGAUUGUGGCCGAGCAGAAGGAGCUGGCCAAAACCAGGGACGACCAGCGCGACCUGGCCACUAAAUUCAGACAGCGCUCCGAAAAACUGAUGAUGUCCCUGGAAGAGGACCAGUGCUCCCACGACAAGAGCAUCCAGGCUGAGAGGGAGAAGAUGGAUGCCCUGAGGCACCAGGAGAACGUGCUGCAGAUGGAGAUCGAGAAGGCAGAACAUGAGCUUGAGGAGCUGGAGGCCCACAACAAGACGCUGAAAGAGCAGACCGAUGUGACGACGGCUGUGCCGGAGAGGAAGGUCGUGUUCAAGGGACUGACAGGAGACACGCCUGCUGCGCAUCUGUUCGACAUGAAAUCACACAUCGUUUAUCCCAUGGAGGGAGGAACGGCACUGAUUACCUUUGAGGAGGAAGUAGUGGCCAAGAAGAUCCUGACCAUGAGGUGUCAUGAACUGACUCUAGGAGAAAAGUCGGAGUGCACCAUGUCUGUGGAGGCCAAGCCGGUGCAUCUGUUGAUACCCAGCAAGGUUGAGAUGGACACCCAGAUCUGCCCGCACCGCAUCUUAGUCUCCGAACUGCCCAAGAAGCAGAGCGAGGACGUCGUGCUGGACAAGCUGGAGAUCCACUUCUCCAAAACUCGCAACGGAGGCGGAGAGGUGGAGAAGUGCGACAUGCUGCACGACUCCGGCAACGUGGUCAUCACUUUUGUGGCCUCAGACGUUGCCAAGUGCCUGACAGAUAAACUGUACCACGAGGUGGAGCUCCAGAAGGGCAAGAGGUACAAGGUGAAGGUGACUCCCUUCCUGAACGGACGCAUCACAAACUUCAAGACUUCCACGUCUGUGUCCCCAUCGCAGCCCAAGCUGACGGCGUGCCCUCGCACCGUGCUGCUGACGGGGAUCCACCCCAUCAUGGACCAGGAGAGCCUGCAGGACCUGCUGGAGAUCCACUUCCAGAAAGCCACCAACGGCGGAGGCGAGGUGGACGCCUUCCUCUACAACCCGGUGGGGCAGAACACCUUGGCCCUGUUCCAGAGCGACCGUCCCAGCGACAGACAGGGGGCGCUGUAGCCUCUUUUUUUCCCCCACUGCUGCUCCAAAAAGCCCCACUGGAUCUCGGUCUGAUCAUCCGCCUGAGUUUGUAUUUAUAGAGGUUUUCAUCUUUACCAUGUGGUUAGACUUUGGUGAUAGAAACCGGCACCUGAAGUCGUUCUAUUUAACUCUUUUAUUCAGAUCAUGGCUUUUUUUUUUUUUUUUUUGGACGAUGUUGCAGUUUUGAGCGGUCGAACAGCUUCAGCUGCUGCCUGCAGCUGACAGGAUAAUUAAUUCAGGAAAUUGUGACGGGCCUUCAUUGGUGUUGAAAUGAUAUCAUUUGAGUGUUUCCAUCUAAUUGAUGACAUGGGCUAAUAUUUAAAGUGUAAUUAAGAUUAAGCGCAAAAUAUAUUUCUUACCUCUAUAUCAUAUUGGCUUGUAUUAAUGUCAAUCCCUCCUUCCAGGUUCAUCCUACAGAGAAGUCGCCUUAUUUUGUCUAUUUGUCUUCUGACAGGAAAUGACGAUUAUGAGGUUCAAGUGGAGUUUUGAUACUAUGAACAGUUUGAAAACAUAUUCUCAUUAAAGAUGCAAUGAAAUGGACUCUUACUUUCUUGAUUUGGUGUAUUUCCUGUUGAACCAGGAUGUUUGGGCGGGACAUUACA
Myripristis murdjan (pinecone soldierfish) is the source of this 1843-nucleotide messenger RNA. RefSeq names its product interferon-induced protein 35 (gene ifi35). The coding region runs from base 51 to 1220 and encodes 389 amino acids. The transcript is spliced from 10 exons. NCBI's taxonomy places the organism in Eukaryota, Metazoa, Chordata, Actinopteri, Holocentriformes, Holocentridae. The record is from RefSeq and is a predicted model, not a curated record. Gene Ontology annotation, cellular component: nucleus.